AGUGGACCCGGUGCGGUAACAGUGGGACGGCGGAUUCUGAAACGUAAACAUAAGCGCGAACGGGGUGACGCUACACAUACCACCACACCGGCCUUAAACCGUUGCUAUGCAACAUGCGGUCGGUGGCAUUGGGUGCACAAAAUAGGGAUUAAAUUCCAACAAUUCCUGAUGAUAAAAUAAUCCAAUUCAAAAUGUUUCUAGAAACAUCUUCAUACCCACAUGGAGCAGCGGACAUUAUUCGGCAAGUCACCGAAACCCCGCAAGCGCUUUCUUGUACACCCCACCUGACCGCAUGUACACACACACACAUACACACGUGCCCAAAGACGGCCACCGAAUUUUAUUUUUCAGACUCUUUAUACAAAGUGCCAAAGCAUUUGCCUCGUAAAUCGGUGUACCAACAGUGACCAUGGCAUUGUGCAAUCCGUUCAGUGUUGCCACGGGAGAAUACAAGAACAGUCAGCCGUACUGCCCAGGGGAGCCACUAUUUCCAGCGUAUUCACACGCUGCGGAUAGUAGCACCAACAGCAGCAACAACAACUACAACAGCAACGUGGGUGGUCUUUCUGACUUCAGCUACAACUCCAUCACGACCACCCCCACCGAUGCAAGCAUUAGCACCACUGCUAUCUGCGCCGCCAGCACUCCGCUGUACGAAGGGUCAGUUCGCCGUAAGCUGUUCAAAAAAACGCCCAAACCACAGCAACUCUCCAAGCUGGCCAGUGUGCUGAAACCGUACAGCUCCGGUCUCGCGUUGCACAAUGUACUCAGCCCAGCCAUGCCGGAGAUCACCGUCGCCAAGCAGCGGGAUCUUGAAUUCAAGGCGGAGAUCGUCGUCAAUGCGACCCGCUACGAAGCGAUCGGGCAGAACAAAAAGAUAGCGAAAGCUAAUGUGUCCGAGAUGGUGCUGCGUGACCUUUUUUUGCAACAUUUGUCGGCCCGGGGCGACGAGGAGCAGCAGCUUGACGAAGUCGAGCCAAACUCCUACGAAGCGUUGCUGAUGACGAAUGUGACCUCGUUUGCCGUCCACAAACUGCUUGAGGAGUGGAACGCGAGCCUGCUGGCUGUGAACUGGCAGCCGACCGUUUCGAGCCCGACGGCCGACGGCAUCAAGAUCCGGUCCCAGCUUCCUCCGAAUCCGACCAGCUACGUUCCGACCUCGCUGCUGGUGUUCAUGGUGCCGCAGGCGAAGUUCGAGGAUGAUGGAGUAAAGAUCCUCGGGUCCACGGAUCAGAAGAUCUACAAGGCACGGGCACGGGUGGACGAGCAGUGCUUUUUCGGCACGGGGUCGUCGAAAAAGUUGGCCCGCGUGGCGGCAGCAAAGGACGCGUGCAAGACACUGUUCGGGGUUGAGUACUAGAAUUUGACGAAAUUAUUACCCCCGGAGGUAUUUGGCAGCGAAGUGGAAAGGAAGUGUUUUUUUAGUGUUAGAUACACUAUUAGCCUUCUCGUCUGGAUUACGAAUACGAACUACAGUGACGAAUAAUGUUUAUCGUUAGUUUUUACACCAAAUCCAAACUGAACUGAAAUUCAAUUUAAAUAAAACUUUACCAUCACCUAUGAA
This is a messenger RNA of Anopheles arabiensis, 1564 nucleotides long. RefSeq lists its product as uncharacterized. The transcript has 3 exons. The record is from RefSeq and is a predicted model, not a curated record. The coding region runs from base 410 to 1360 and encodes 316 amino acids. NCBI's taxonomy places the organism in Eukaryota, Metazoa, Arthropoda, Insecta, Diptera, Culicidae.